Cuscuta epithymum is the source of this 744-nucleotide messenger RNA. NCBI's taxonomy places the organism in Eukaryota, Viridiplantae, Streptophyta, Magnoliopsida, Solanales, Convolvulaceae. The record is from the annotation of a GenBank genome assembly.
CCCGGGGGCUCUUAACAUUACUUCAAGAGGCACCCGAAAGUAGGCAAUGCGGCCCUCGACAAGGCCGGGAAGAAGCUUAUCGAGAAACCGGAGGGUUCUGAUAAGGUGAUUGCUAUCAAGGCGGCGGCAGCGCCUGAGGAGCUAUAUCUGUUGGGCUUCCGGCGUUAUCGUCUACCGGAAGAUAAGGAUGAGAAGUACCCGGUGAUUGCCCGCGGAUAUCAGAACGCCGGAGGUGAUAUUAUGGACGUUCAGGCCUUCGCCCGUCUUUCUAAAAAGCUGGCCAAGGUGCCAAGGAAGAAGAAGGAGGAGGGGUCCUCGGCGAGCCAGCCUCUUGUCGAUGAAGUUUUGAAGAAAGCCGGGGCUCCCAAGACUCCUGAGGGGGAGGGGGUGUCCCGGGAGAUUGUUGCUGCAGACGCCAGUGCCGUCGCCGGGGGCUCCCAAGCUGGGGAGCUCAAAAGAAAAAAUGUCGGGAAGGGCGUCAUGCCCCCGGAGAAUAAGAAGAAGAAGAGGGGUGAGGGGGGCAAGGAUGCCCCCUUAGUGAUCAUCGAUGAACCCCCCACUUUCCAUCCUUCUGAGUCCACCCCCCUCGAGGACUUUGACGAGGGCACCUGGCCCCGGGAAACAGUGCAGUUCUCCUUUAAGAAGGGGACUGCUAUCAUGCACGGCACCCUCGAUCCGAGGGAGUUUCUGAGGGGUGCCACCACUCCGCUAGACCGGUCCACCCUCGGCCGGUUUGAUGAUGAA